Messenger RNA from Coregonus clupeaformis (lake whitefish), 558 nucleotides. Its product is annotated as dual specificity protein phosphatase 13-like. The transcript has 3 exons. Gene Ontology annotation, cellular component: cytoplasm. The coding region runs from base 1 to 558 and encodes 185 amino acids. NCBI's taxonomy places the organism in Eukaryota, Metazoa, Chordata, Actinopteri, Salmoniformes, Salmonidae. Gene Ontology annotation, molecular function: MAP kinase phosphatase activity; protein tyrosine/serine/threonine phosphatase activity. The record is from RefSeq and is a predicted model, not a curated record. Gene Ontology annotation, biological process: negative regulation of MAPK cascade; protein dephosphorylation.
AUGUCUCUAAAGGAGCGGUGCUAUGAACCUCCAUCUGUCUCUAAGCUGCUGGAGUUCCUGUUAGCCGACCGACGGCCCACCAGCCACCUCAACCAAGUCUGGCCCAAACUCUACAUAGGCAACCAGGAGACAGCUCCUGACAAGGCCAUUCUGCACAGCCUGGGGAUCACACAUAUAGUGAACGCUGCCCACGGCCCCCCAAUCCCCAGCCCAGGACCCUGUUUCCAUGUCGACACUGGCCCACAUUUCUAUAGAGACAUGUCUGUGGAUUAUUAUGGGGUGGAGGCUGAGGAUGCUACAGAGUUUGUUCUGAGUCCAUUGUUCUACCCUAUGGCCCAUUACAUCAGAGCUGCCCUGGCCAAGGGAGGGAGGGUGUUUGUUCACUGUCUGAUCGGUGUGAGUCGGUCAGCGGCACUGGUUCUGGCCUUCCUGAUGAUCGUUGAGGGUCUGAUGCUGCAGGAGGCUGUGGCUGCAGUCAGGCCACAGAGAAACAUCUGCCCCAACACCGGCUUCCUCCUGCAGCUGGACCUCAGCUUGGCCAAGGAGAGGACCAGAUGA